This is a messenger RNA of Brienomyrus brachyistius, 4659 nucleotides long. RefSeq names its product protein phosphatase, Mg2+/Mn2+ dependent, 1F (gene ppm1f). The record is from RefSeq and is a predicted model, not a curated record. Bases 2115 to 3317 code for a protein of 400 amino acids. Gene Ontology annotation, biological process: protein dephosphorylation; negative regulation of protein kinase activity. The transcript has 7 exons. Gene Ontology annotation, molecular function: protein serine/threonine phosphatase activity; cation binding. NCBI's taxonomy places the organism in Eukaryota, Metazoa, Chordata, Actinopteri, Osteoglossiformes, Mormyridae. Gene Ontology annotation, cellular component: cytosol.
UUCCUGCGCGAGUUUGUGGAAGAGUUUCCCGAACCACUGAGCCCAGAAGACCCGCUGCCCCUCACACCCAUGAGUAGCAGGAUUGGUGUCGACGAGGUGCGGGGCGAGAGCCUAGACUGGGCACAACGGCUGCUUGCUGCCAGGUCAGUAGACGGGUGCGCCUGCAUCAAUGUGCUGCAGCUGCUUGCAUACAAAAGGCUUGAUGAGCCAGUUCAAGUUCCAGGUGGGGAAUGCAGUCAUACCUAUAGAGUAAAGAACAUCAUGUUACUCUGAUUAAGCAUUGUAAAAGAUGCAAGUCUAUUUUAGAGAAUUGUCUGGUGAAGAAACAGUUCAUUUGCUGCUCAUGGGAGUUUUAUUUGCAAAAAAAACAAUGAUUGGUUUAAAAAGAGAACUAAUCCCAUUGUGGAGGAGGCGAGUUCUAGCAACUAGAGGAGGAGGUACCAAGACAUCUAAUUGGCUGGUCUGACGUCUGCCCAAGGUCUGAUUGGUUAUCUCUCUGAACCAAUCAUUUUUCAUUCUGUCCUCAGAACAUUUUUGUUCAAGUAAAACACCCCUGAGCCCAUUUGUCUUAAAACGCAAUGGGGAAAGAUGGUGUAAUUAUACAGUAAACAACAGACUUUACAUCAAGGCAGUUGCUUGAUACACAUGCACACCUUUGGUCAGCUGGCUGGCAUUUUCAGUUCAAGUCUGCGCUCGCACGCAUUUACAUGUAUGUAACAGUUUUAUUACCUUGUAAAUACUCUGCACAGUUGGCAAACUAUCUCAACGCUCGUCAAAUGCUUCACAGUAGUGAAUCGAUCGUGCGCAGUGUGUCCAGAGCUGUUCCAACACUGCUGCCCAGACACACAUUUGGAGUGCAGCAGGCAUUUGUCCACAGAGGUGCACAAUGAUGUCACAGGCUUCAUAGACGUUCAAGCGGACACAUCCGCUAGUACGCUUACGUAGAAGUAUGAACCAACCGUAAUAUAUAGCUAUGCGUUUUGUGAGCAGGAUAGAAUAUCCUAAAUUAAAUGUUGGGUGUAUUAUUUGACACAUGGUUGGAUUCUAAAUCCAUUAAGAUCUACAGCCCUGCCUGGUCCCCUGUGUCCUGGCCAGUGUGUUUUCAGCAUUAAACACAGCAGGUCUCACCUAACGAACGCUGAUGUGCUGAAGAGUAGGAGGCGAUUAAUGAGUAAUCUGUAGGCCAUGCCUGUGUUUUUUUCUGACUUGUCUUCCUCUUAGAAUGUUUUGGGGAUAAGCUCUGACUUCCUCUGAGCAGAACCAGCAUUGUUUAGCCCUCUUCCUGGUUUUCAAAACACAUUUCCUGUUUCAGUCUGCUUUGCAGCACACUUACAAAAUGCGGCGAAGAUUGCAGCACGGUGAGCAGGGGAAACGCGCAUGAGCAGUCUGCAGUUUAGUGAGCUGCGAUUCCUUUAGCGCUGGCGUUCCUUCUUGGUGGGCGGGGAGGGGGGAACAACCUUUACUUAGUGGUUGUAGAUCUGUCUCAUGGAUUAUUUUGCAACUGCUAGUAACCAUAGUUGCGUUGAAUUUUACUGAGGAAUCUGUUUCUCAUUCCAGACUGCUGAUUGGUGUCUCCCUGGAGACCCUGUUCUUUUCUUGUUUUUUUUAGAUACUCCUUUCAGAACUGUGUGUUGCAGAGUUUGGCAGAAUGGUACUGCAAGGAAGGCAUAGAUGAGUGAAAAACCUCACUUGAGUCCCACAUAUAUGGCAGAAUGCCUUGCUUGCUUGUGUGUUCCCCCUUUUGAAUGUGCAUUUACUGUAAGCCUGGAUGGACAGAGUCUAAGCAGACAGAUUGGACUUGCGCAUGGUUGGCUGUAAUAUUCAGCUUGGCACUAAUAGGAUUAGUGUAAGCUAGGGGCCAUAAUGACAUCCUUUGUUUCUGUCCUGUUUAUUCGAGAGCCUCCUGAUUCCUCCUAGAAACAGGAAUGCGUAUCUCAGCAGCAGCGUUUGUCAGCUCGUCGAUGACCUCAUUGUCCGAGGCCCAGCUGUGUCACUGAUUCUGGAUGAGACCCUCGGAAGUUGGGGACCGUUACAGCCUCCCUGCAGCCCUGUGAAAAUGCUCUGCAAGUGUACAGAUCUUGAGGACGAAACUCUGUGGUCCUAAUGAUGACAGGAUGAGCUUCCUCCGCUGUGUAACUGUAACUGUCACCUCUGUGAGGGAAAUCCCUUCCUUGUUUCUGGGUGAUCCGAGGUGGAAAGCCCCCCCUCUGCUGACUGCCCUGCUUUGCCACACAGCCGUGACAGAGCUCCUGAAGAGCGACCUGACGACCUGUCACUGCACCACGGACCCCGGGCAGGAGCCUAUCUUUCUCCAGUCCAGCUCUGUUCAGCGGCUUCUCUUCAGCAAGCUGCGGGAGGUUGUCUUCUCCUGGCAUCAGACUCCCCCCGCCCUGCCCUUGGGCCCCUCACGCUUCCUCCUCUGCUCCACACACGCCAUCCGUAACACGCGCCGAAAGAUGGAGGACCGGCAUGUUGCCCUUUCAGAAUUCAAUCAGAUGUUUGGAAUCCAGGAUGGGGUGGACCGUGGGUACUAUGCGGUUUUUGAUGGCCACGGUGGGGUUGAUGCCGCCACCUUUGCCGCCACCCACCUGCAUGUGCUGCUGGGCCAGCAUGAGGCGCUAGCAAGCAACCCCAGCGAGGCCCUCAGGAACUCCUUCAGCUGCACAGAUGACAUGUUCAAGGAGAAGGCUACUAGAGAGCGCCUGCGCAGCGGCAGCACGGGUGUGGCAGUGCUCCUGGCGGGUGAUUGGCUGCACGUGGCCUGGCUGGGCGACUCCCAGGCUAUGCUGGUGCGGCAGGGUGACCCUGUCACGCUCAUGGACCCCCACAAACCGGAGCGCGAGGAUGAGAAGCAAAGGAUCGAAGACCUGGGAGGAUGCAUCACUUUCAUGGGUUGCUGGAGAGUCAAUGGCACUUAUGCCGUUUCUAGAGCGAUCGGUGACUUUGAUCAGAAGCCCUACAUUUCCGGUGAUGCGGACUGCGCCUCGCUGCAGUUGGAUGGGCGGGAGGACUACGUGUUGCUGGCGUGCGACGGCUUCUUCGACACAGUACGGCCGGCUGAUGUGCCGGGGCUGGUGCACGAUGCACUGUUGGAGGGUGCAGGUGAGGUCGAUGCCGUCGCCCAACAACUGGUGGCGCAGGCCAAGGCGGCGGGCUCCAGCGACAACAUCACCGUGCUGCUGGUGUUUCUGCGCGAGCCGGCGCUGCUGCUCCACGAGGCAGGACAUCCCCUCGGACUGGCAGCCAGGCCUCCACCAGAUGGCACCCCGACUCAGCGGGAGGACACAGGGGGGCCCGGUGCUACCCUGAGCCGGUAGCUCGGCUUUGCAGUGUGUCAGGCUGCUGGGUCCUGUCCUACUUCAACCUGUGCCAGCCAGUGAUCCAUUCAAACCCUCAGCAGCGGCCUGCUGGCGAUCCACUCGAACCCUCAGCAGCAGGCGGUCGGCGAUCCACUCAAACCUUUAGCAGUGGCCGGCCUUGGCUUAUGCCAUCAUCCGGCCUGCCAGCUUUCUGACUGCAUUGUGAACAUGUAUAGCGCUCUACCAAAAUCAGCCGAACAUGUUCUGCUCUAGCUGCCUGCCUUUUGUCAGAUGGUGCAUUAUUUGGGUCACUGUUACACUCAAAGGCCUGAUUUCACCCUCAUGUUCGGAUGCCUGUGUGUGUGUCUCAGUGUCUUCCUGAAAUCUGCUCAGUGUCGCCUUCAUACUUGAUACGUAUUGCAUCAUAUCCUGUUUACAUGUGUUUGUGUGUGUAUAUCUCCAGCAGUAUGAAUGUGUGUGUUUCACUGCACACAUCAGUGAUGCAUUCUUCUGUGCUGUGAAAAGGGUCCCUCCCCCACAAUAUAGGACACAACAAACCAGCUACAAAACAAAAUAAACAUUUUGGCCAAGUUUUCAUCUCCGUUAGUGUUGUGCUCCCCAGUAUUGCCGGUUGGUUAAACUCACCAAAGACUGCUUUACUGCUGAGGAUAUGCCUACAACUGAGACCCACAGGCAUCUUCAGCUGGGGCUUUGGGUAUUACUGUAUUACAAAUAUCUUUAAUAAUUUAAUCCCUGCUGGCAAAUGGCUGUUAUAUGAUGUCACUGGGCUAUCAUUAGAAGACCAAAGAAUAUUGGAUAAAAGCCGAGAAGAACAGUGAGUGCUGGAGUCAAAUGACCCGCCUCAGAUUAUCUGGCAGGCAGUCUCCUCCAAAUCUCCCCUGGCCAGUGGGCGGGCCUUUUGGAUUGACUGUAAACGGCAGCCAGUUGCAGCAGCUAUCGGGAGAGAUUUGAUCAUAAGAGUGGAUAAGAGAUUGUGCUGUUAAUGAAGGGCUUGUUAAUGGAUGGGACACCAGUUAAGAGUGAAAUUAAGAUUACUCAAAGAUGAAUCCAAUCUCCAGUAAGGGUAUAAUGCAUCUUGGGGGUUGGUUGCUUAGCGCAUAUGCGGCAAAAUAUUUUGUGGUCUAUAAAUGCACACUGAAAAGCCUGCAAAUCCACGUCAGCAAAUGAUUUAAUCUGACAAUAAACACAACUUAUAUUUGACAUGACUUCCCCACAAUGCGGUAUGACUGCUGGGAAAUGUUAGAACAGUUUAUCUCAAACUCUGGCGCUUUCUCUUUGACAUUAUCAAUAUCUGAUAACACUUCGUGUGUGUGUGUGUGUGUGUGUGUGUGUGUGUGUG